AUGAAUUUAGAUACAAAUUCUAUUGUUAAAAAUAAAAAAAUGAUUAAGAAUUGUAGCAUAUUUGAAAAGAAUUACCAUUUUAUGAUUAAAGAAUAUGAAAAUGUAUCUAAUAUAAAAAUAAAAAAUAAUAUUGCUAAUAUCAGAAUAAUCAAAAACUUAUUAAUUUUAAAUAACUUAAUAGAUAAAGUGAAAAAGCAAUUUUUACUAAAGGUAUUUGAAAAUUUAGAUAGUAUUCUAAUCUUAAUACUAAAAAAAAAUAAUUCUAAUUUUAUUUUAAAAUUAUUAUCUAUUUUUUACAUAAAACUAUGGAAAUGUGCAAAUUAUAACAUUAAUGAUCAUUACAAUAAUAUAUUUGAAAUAAUCUCAAAUAAAAACUUAAGUAAUAGUUCUAUUGAAGUGAAAGAUUUACAUGAAAAUCUUUUUAAAAAUGCAAUUCUUUUAGCAUCAUUAAUUUUAUCUAAUAUACAUUCAAAAAUUACUUCUCAUAUGUCUACUAUAAUUGAUUAUUCAAAAAAAAUAAAUAAAUGCGAAAAUUUAGAAUUGAAAUAUUUUUAUUUUAUAUGCUUAAAUAAAAUAAUAAAAUUUUUAAAUAUAAGAAAUUCAACAGACUAUGAAAGAAUAUAUAAAAUUUUGAAAAAAACUGUUAAUGAGAAGGAAGAAAUAAUAAAAUAUUUAUCUAUUAAAUGUCUAACAAAUUUUUUUAUCCUAAAACCAGAAUAUUCUCUUUUGGAAUAUGAUUUUUUCAUAAAUUAUGUAAAUGAUAACUUAAGUUUAAAUAAUAAUUUUAGCUUAGUUAAUCUUAAGUAUAUUAUUAAUUUUAUAAGUGUUAUAUUUUGUAAUUGUUCAAAUUUAAAAUAUAGUAAAAAGAAUGAUUAUAUAGUUAAAAAGAAUACAAAAGAAAGCACACAUUCAUCAUCAUCAGAAGUAAAAAGGAAAUCAUAUUCUGAAAAAAAAAAUGUAAGUUACAUUAAGGAAAAUAAAAAAAUUGAAGAAAAAAAAAAAAAUUUUUUUUCUGAUUUUUUAAAAAUAGCAACUGAAGAGAUUGUCUCAAAGAUUAGUAAAAUAAAACUACAAGAAAAUAUUGUCGAAAAUUACAUUAAAACGGAAAACGUUGAAGGGUUUUUAUUUUAUAAUAAUAACGAAUUUAAUAAACAAAUAUUAAGAAAAAAAAAAAAAAUUCUGCUGUUUUAUAAUUUUAAUUCUUUUCUAAAUUAUUUUAAGAAUAUAAUAUUAAACAUAUUCUCAGAUAUUAAUCACAACUAUACUGAUUUAAAAGAUAUGUAUUUCUUGAAAAAUUUAGAAAAAUACAAUUAUUAUAAAGAAAAAUUUUUUUUUGAAAAAUAUUUCUUUGUAUAUUUAAAUAGAAAAAGUCAUAAGAAAUAUGAAUUUUUUAAAGGAAUAAAAGACCAAAACGGUUUUAAUUUUUUAUUAAGUACAGAUUAUAAAUUAAUGAAAGAAAAAAAAAAAAAUUAUGAUGAAAUAAAUAUGUCUAUAGAAGAAAAUUUUUUUUUUAAAAUAUAUAAUUCAUUUGUUCAUAAUACUUUAUUAAAAAUUAUUUUUUUUGAAUCAUUUAAAAAUUUAUUAUUCUUUUCAAAAAAAUUUACAGAAAAAUCAAUAAUAAAAGUAAUAAAAUUUUUUGUAAAUUUGUUAGAAGUUUUGAGUUCUAAUUGUGCGAAAAAGAAAAGUUUAAAAACUAGUUUAUAUACUAAUAAUAUUUCAAAUAGCUUUGAAAUAAAAUAUUGCAUAUUUUACUUUAUAAGUAUUAUAAAAGAAUUAAUUAAACAAAGAAAAAAAGAUACUUACACAAUAAUUAAAGAGAAAAAAAAUAAAUCAAAAGAAAAUGAAAAAAAUAGAUUUAACAAGAACGAAAGUACUGAUGAUUAUGAAGAAAAUAGUCAGUAUUAUGAGGAAAGUGAAGAAAAUAUUUUUAGUAAAAAUAAUAAUUCUUGCAAUAAUAAAAAUCAAUAUGGAUUCAAUAAAAAAGAAAAAUGUGCAUUAAAUGAAAAGAAUGAAUUUAAAAAAAAUCAUAAUUCCAGAGAUUUUAAUUAUAACAAUACAAAAAAUAUACAGGAAAUCACUAAUCAAAAUAAAGAAAGUAAAGAAAAAGAAGUUGAAAGGUUGAACGAUAAUGAAAAGGAAAUAAAACAAAUGAUAAAAAAAGAAAAUCUAAAUAAUUCUUCACUAAAUGUUGAUAUCAAAAGAUUCCACUCAAUAAAUGAAAAUAAAAAUGAAAUGGGACAAAUAAAAAGAAAAAAUAGUAAUAAUUUCAAAAAAAUAAAAAUUGUAAACUACUUAGAAAAUGAAAUUAAAAACUACUUAAUCCUAAACAAUAAUACGAACUUAGAUGUCAAUGAAAAAAAAAAAAAUGAUAUUAUUUUAAAAGCAUUAAUAAGUUUAUAUAACAAAACAAUAAUAAAUAAUAAUAUAAAAAAAGAAAAAUAUGAAAGAUAUGAAAAAUUCUUAAAAAUUAUAAUAAAUAACAUGAAUGGUAUGUAUGUAGAUAUUGAAUUAGUGAAGAAUGUUAUAAAUUUAUUUUUGAAAAUUUUUUUAAGAUUUCCUUUUUAUAUAUAUAAUUUAAUAACAUUAUUAGUAAAUUAUAUAACCAUAAUCAAUGCCAACUUUAUGACUUCUUUAACAUUAAAUACAUUUGAUAAUAUAGAAAAACAAGUAAGUAUAUUGAUAAUUAGCUCAAUUUCAUUGAAACAAAUAUUAUAUUACUCUUCCAGUUAUUAUAAGAUAUAUCACUUAAGCAAUUUAAUAUUUUGUAUUUUUGAUAUAUGCAAAUUGUUUCUAUCAAAAGUGCAAAUUCAUCCAUUAAAAACAAUUAAUGAGUUAAGAAGAAUUAUUUCUUUUGUAUUAAUUCAUUCUAUCCUUUAUUCUAUUAUUUUAGAAAUAAAAAAUAAUAAGUGUUAUAGUUUGAAUGAUCCAGAUGAUCUUGAAACAACUGAAAAAAACGUUGUUUCUUCUAAUAAUUUGAACUUUGACAACUUGAAGAAAUACUAUAACAACUAUGAGUUAUUAUACAAUAACACCCUUUUAAAACUACUAAAAGAUAUACUAAAAGAAAUGAUAAAUGAAAUUGAGGAAGAAAAAAUACAAUGUCUUAUUUAUUCAUAUGAAGAACAAAUGAGUAAGAAAAAAAUGAAUUCUUUAAAUAUAUUCAUUGUAGAUAAUUUAUUUAUUUUAGUUUACAUACUGAAGAACAUUCAUAUUAUUUUAUCAUCUGAUUUGCUGACGUUUCUUUUUUUUGAUUGUAUUUAUGAAAUUGUGAAUAUUUUAUUUAAUUUUUUCUGUAAAUUAAAUGAAAUAAACUCCAAAUAUAAUAAGGAAAAUAAUGAAGAAAGAAGAAAUAAUAUAAACGACGAUAAAGAAAAAGAAAUAAAAAAUAAUACAAACGAUAAAGAAAAAGAAAAAGAAAAUUUCAUAAAUAGUUAUUCAAAAAAGGAAAACAAAUAUUUCUACUUUUAUGAAUAUGGUUUUACUCAAAUAUGUAGGCUAAUAAACAUUGAUAAUAUAUUACUAGUUUUUUUUAUAUAUUUAUUGAAAAUAUUUUCUAAAAUUAGGAACUUUAUAAAAUUGAAGUUAAAAAAAGGAAAAAAAAACAAAAAUAGUUACUGUAUUGACUAUACUAAUAAUUACAGUAUUAAUAAUGAAAUUAAAAAUGAUGAAUCUAAUAAUAAUAAUCAUAAUAAUAAAAUAAAUAAGGAUUAUAAAAUUUUACUAAAAAAUGAAGAAAAUAAAAAGCUACGUAUGAUAUUUGAGUCAUUACUCAAUAUAAAGAAAAAUGAAAAAGUUUAUUUUGAAUUUUUUUUAAAUUCAUUAAUUAAUUUCGUAAAAAAUAAAAAUGAUUUUUACAUUUUAGUUUUAAAUACUAUAAUAAAAGAAAAAGUCAUCUCUAAGAUAAAAGAUAAAUACAGCGUAAAUAGAAAUAAAAAGAAAAGAUAUAUCUUUGAAUAUAUUAAUGAACUAGAUAUAUUAAAUAUUUUAACAAAUAACUAUGAAAAAUAUUACGAAUUAACUCUGAUAAACUUUUUAGACCUGUUUGAAUUAUAUUUAGAAAAAAAAGUAUAUUAUAAUAAAAUAAUAAAAAAUAUUAAUAUAUGUAUUUUAAAUAUAGAUCAAAAUAAAAAUGAAUUAAUAAUGUACUUACUAAUAUUAAAAAAAUUUUUGAAGAAAAUUUUUUAUAAGAAAAAAAAAGAAAAGUUAUUUAAAAAUGUUCUACCUUUAUUUGAUUUAUUAAAUGAUAAUUUUAAUAUUAAUUAUUUCCUAAUUUACUUUUUAAUUAUUAAGAUACUAACUCUUUUCAUCAGUAAUAAUGAAAAUGUGUACUCGUUUAUCUUUACUUAUACAAUGAAAUUAUAUGAAAAAUAUUCAGCACAAAUAAAUAAUGAAAGUGGUUUAUGUUUUCUGUUUUCUAUUUUAAUAAAAAAUUUGUUUAUAUCAUAUUCUAAAAUAGAUAGCAUAAAUUUAAAAAGGAAAAAAAUCAGAAAUUUAAAUUCAAAUGAGACAUUAAAUUUUUCAUUAUAUUUAAGUAAUCUUAAUAAAAAUUCGACAUAUUUGUCUUCAUUUGGCGGUAAAUUGAAUAAACUUGUAAAGACUUUUUCAUUUAAACAAAAGAGUCUUAACUAUAUUUUUUUUAGUAAUAAUAUUCGUUCUUCAAAUAAUUCAAAAUUUUUUAAGUUACAACAAAUCUCAAAUAGUUUAGAAAAAAAACAAGGAAAACAUAAAAAUAAUAGGAGUUUUAAUCAUUCUAAUAAUAAUGAUACUGAAAUAAAAGAAAAUAAAAUUGUGAAUAAAAAGAAAAUGAAAUAUAAAAAAGAAGAUAACAAAAAUUCGGAAAAAAAUGAAAAGGAUGGCAUUAAAACUUAUUCUUAUAUAGAAGUUAACUUAAAGGAAAAAAAUAAAAAAAAAGAAAAUUUACUUGAAUUUUUUGAUAUUUAUCUAGAUAUGUUAAAGAUAAUUCCUCAUAAUAACAUAUUUAUACAAGUUUUAAAAAAUUUCAUUUUUGUAAUAAAAAGAAUAAAUACUUUUAUUGAUUUAUGUAGAAUAGAAAACUGCUUGGAAAUUAUUUUAGCAUAUAUAUUAAAAAAUGAAAAUGUUAAUGUAUUUAACUUUAAAAUUGAAAAAGGGAAAUAUGUUAUAAAAUUGUAUAAUAAAUUGCUUCAGAUUUUGAAAAAGAAGAAAAAAGAAGAAAAAAACAAGAAAAAGAAAAAAACAUGUGAAGUAGAAAAUAAAAUACUUUUUAUCUUUGAAAUAUUACUAAACUCUUUUGAAAAGAAAAUAAAUAAUAAUUUAUUUAAAACGAUUAAUCUUUUAUUUGGUGUGAUCAAAAUGAAUAAAUUAAAAAAAUAUAUAUAUAUAAUAUCUGUGAUGAUACAAAAAAAUAUUUUCUUUUAUGAUAAUAUGAAGGUGUUAAAAGAAGCGAUAAAAUGUGCAUAUAAUCUUUUAAAAAAAAAAAUUCCUAUACCAUUACAUGAAAAUUUUGAUUAUUAUAUUUUAGUCAUUUAUAAUUUUGUUAAUACAAAAAAAUUAGAUGAACAUUUUAUAAAGUUAUUAAAAUUAAGGAUAGCCGUUUAUUCUUUAUAUAAUGUGAAUCAGUGGGUUAAACUUUUUGAGCAUAUACUGAAUAUAAAAAAUGCGUUCAUAUAUGAUGUUAUAAAAAAUAAUUCAAAAGACAAACUUUCUAAAUAUGGUUGUAAAAAUGAUAGUAGCUCUUAUGAAGAAAAUUAUAUGAAAGAAAAUAACCUAUUAAAAAAUGAUAGGUCAUUAAGUGAAAAGGAAAGUUCUUUUUUUUAUACUUCAUUAUUUAUUGAGAAUUUUUGUUUUAAUUCUCAUAUAAAUUUAAAAGAAGAAAAUUUCUCGAACUCUUUCAUGAGAAACUAUAAAUCAAAGUAUUUUUUUAACGUUUUUAAAACAAGAAAAAGUGAUUUUACCUUUUCAGUAAAUACUAAAUAUUUAGUUAUGAAAUUAUUAUUGUAUUUUUUAAAAAGAAUAAGUGCUUCAUUUUUAAUUUAUAUUCAUAAUGAUUCUUAUUAUGUAAAUUAUUCAAAGAAACUUUUAAAAGAAGCUAUUUUAAAAAAAGAAAAAAAUAAUAAUGAAAAACAAGAUUUCUUAGAGGAUAAUGUAGUAAACAAAGGAAAACAUAUAGAAAUGAAAAAAAAAAAAAAGUUAUCAAAUUGCAAUAAAGUGAAGAAUAAAAAAAUGAGUAAUAGCAAUAAUUAUUGUAAAAUUAAUGAAAAAAACAACCAUCAUAUUAAGGAGAGCAACAAUGAUUAUAAUAGUUACACAUUAAAUGGUAAGCAUUCUGAUAAUGAUAAUUAUGAAAAUAAAAACAAACAUAGUGAUGCUAAUGGAGAAAUGUUAAAAAAAAUUAAUUUUAUUGAAAAUAUGUUGAAUCAAAGAAAAAAUACUGAUGAUACAGUAGUAAAUGAAACAAGCUUUAAUAAUAUAAACUUAGAAAAUAUUAUUGAAAAUUUUUCUUUAUACCAUAAUUUUGAAUGUUUAUUAAAAGUUAUUUUAAACAAUGUUAAUAAUGGUGUAAAGUAUUAUAAAUUAUCAAAUAUAGCUAUAAAAGUAUUAGUUGUUUACUUAAAUAUUUUUAAGUUUUCUAAAAUUAUAAUUGAUGAAUAUUCCGACAACAAUGAAAUUAAAUUACUCAAGAAUUAUGAAAUAAAUAUUUUUACUUCACUAAAAAUAUAUUAUGAAUCAUUUAAAUUUAUGAAUUUAAAUUAUGAAAAUGAUAAUACAAAUAGAGAUAACUCUAAGAAUAGAAAUAUAAGUAAUAACGACUUACAAUUUUCUCAUUUCUUCUUAUAUCCUCUUAUGAAUAUAUAUAAUUUAUUUUUAUUUUUAAAUGAUAUAAAAUUAUGUAAUUCUCAUAAUAAAUUUGUAGAGUAUUUUUUUUAUUUUGCAAUAAAAGAAAAUAAUAAUAAAAAACAAUCCUUUGAAUUCAAUAACUUGCCAAAAAAACAAAUAAAUAGUAAUAACAAAAGAAAAGAGAAGAAAUAUCCUCUUAAUUCUUCCUUAUUUUUCUCAGAAUGCGAUUCAAGUACAUAUUUUCUUUUUACUUAUAAGUCUUUCUGUUGUUAUAUAAUAAAUAAUGCCAAAGUUCUAAAUGAUUUAUCAAUAUUUAAUAUUAAAUCAGUUGUAAAAAACGUUAAUUAUAUUAUAUUUGAUACGAUCAUUUUAUAUAUUUGGAGUUUUCAUGAUAAUCAUAAUGAAGAAAUAAAUAAAAUUGUUCAUAAAUUUUUUACAUGUAUGAAUGAAAAAGCAAGAUGUUUAUCUAUUUUUUAUUUUUCUUCUUUUCCUAUUUUUAUUGAAUUCUUAAAUAUUAUAAAAAAUAGCAUUAUUUUAAAUAAAAAAAAUUACUUAUUUCUAAAAAUAUUUAUUUACUUCAUAUGCUAUCAUUUAAAAGAAUAUAGCAGGAUAUUAAAACAAGAAACAAAAGAAAUAUAUUUUAUAUUCAUUCUUAAUUAUUUAACUUUGAUAGAAUUUACAGAGGAGUUCCUUGAUAAUACAAAAGAACUUUUCUUAGAAGAAAAGGAAAUAAUAAUAAAAAAAGAGCAUGGGGACUAUAUAAAUCCGAAUUAUCAAAAUUAUAGUAAUACUGAUUAUAAUAAUAUUAAUAAAAAUAUUGAUGGUAAUAAUACUGAUAACAAUAGUGAUAAUAAUAAUAUAGAUAGUAAUAAUAAUAAUAAUAAUAAUAUAGAUAGUAAUAAUAAUAAUAAUAAUAAUAAUAAUAAUAAUAAUAAUAAUAAUAAUAAUAAUAAUAAUAAUAAUAAUAAUAAUAAUAAUAAUAUAGAUAGUAAUAAUAAUAAUAAUAAUAAUAAUAAUAUAGAUAGUAAUAAUAAUAAUAAUAAUAUAGAUAGUAAUAAAAAUAUGUAUGCUAAAAAUAAAAGAAUGGUAAGCACCUUUUUUAAUAUAAUUUUUGAUUACAUUUUAAAAUAUUUAGUAGUUUUUAUAAAUGAAAAUAAUUUAUCAAGUGUUUUAAAUUUAAUAGAAAAGUUACAUAAUGAAAUAAUUAAAAUAAAAAAUAAGGAAAUUGAUAUGUCUACUUUACGUAAAUUAUACACUUUAAAUAUCUUCGUAAUUAAUAAUUUUUUAAAUGAAAAUCAUAAUUAUGAAAAGGAGCAAGAAAUCAUAAAUAUUUGGAAUUCUUUUUUAAAUUCUUACAUUAUUUUAGAAAAAGUAAAUGAUUUAGAAUUAAAAGGAAAUAUAAAAUUAUUAUUACAACAUUUGUUUUUGCAAAAAAUGAAUUUAUUAAAAAAGGAAAAAUUAUCAAGUACAUUAUUAAAAUAUUUUUUUCAGAAUUCUUCUAUAAAUGAUAUAAAUAACUAUUUAAUAAAAAUGAAAAGUUAUGAGGAAGAAAUUAUAAAUAUAAUAAAUGAAAAAAAUUUACAUAAAUUGAAAAUAUUUUACAUAAAAAUAAUUGUUUUUAUUCAUUUUAUUAAUACUUGUGAUAUAUUAAGUGAAAAAAGUAAAUUGUAUUAUAGUCAAAAAAUUAUACAAGUAUUUAUAAAUUUCUCAAAUAAAAUGAAAAUAUUAUAUUUUUACUUUAAUAAUGAUAGUAGAGACUGUAAUAACAUAAAAAAGCAAAUAAUUAUUUCUUCUAUAAAUAUUAUUCAAAAUAUGUUUUCUAUAAUUAAAAAUAAAGAACAGUCACUUGUUUUUUAUUUUAUUUGUAAUUUGAUAAAAAAUAACAUUUUGCCUAUAAUAAUAACUAAUUUUUCAGUAGAUAAUAUACAAUAUCAUGAAUUAAUACCUUCUAAUUCUUAUAUGGAAGAAAUAGUUUGUUAUUCUAUAAAAAUUUUAAAUGCAUUUUUUGAUAUAUUUAUUAAUAAUAAUGUAUUAAUAAAAAAAAUAUUAUUCCCUUUUAUAACUUUUAUUUACAAAAUUGUAACUUUAUGUGAAAACAAUAAUAUAAAAAUAACAAAAAGUUUUUUGGUUUAUCAAAUAGAUCAGGCAAAAACAAAUGAUUCUUUUGAUUUCCGAAAUGAAAGUAUAUAUUUGCAUAAUAACUUUAUUAAUACUAAUUCAGUUAAUAUUAAUUGUAUGACAAUAUAUUUCAAAGAGGUAAUUCAAAUUUUUAAAAAUAUUGCCUUUAAGAAUUCAUCACUAUUUAAACAGAUCAUUAACGAAAUAAAUGCUGAAGAAAAGUUGUUGAUAUAUAAUUUAAUGAAAGAAUUAAUUAAUAUAGAUAAAAUUAUUGAAACAAAAAAUAAGAAAAAUGAUGAAAAAUUAGAUUUUACCUUUUUAAAUUGA
Plasmodium relictum is the source of this 9261-nucleotide messenger RNA. RefSeq names its product conserved Plasmodium protein, unknown function. The record is from RefSeq and is a predicted model, not a curated record. Lineage: Eukaryota; Apicomplexa; Aconoidasida; Haemosporida; Plasmodiidae. The transcript is spliced from 2 exons. Bases 1 to 9261 code for a protein of 3086 amino acids.